GGAGCAUUUUUCAGUGCUGCGGUAUGCGCACAGCUCAGCCCAGCUUGCAGAAAAGGGGGAGAAGUAGAAGAGAGGAGAGAACGGAAGGGAGGGCGUGGAGAAGCCUGAGUUUGGAAGGGAAGCUGUUUUCACCACGGCUCCAGGCGGCCAGAGGGUUGGGGGCUGUGGCUCGCGCUCCUGCAGCAGCCUCCCUGCCCGCCCCGGGCCAACCCAGCCCCGGGGCGCUGCCAUAGCAACUGCCAGGACGCCCGGACCUUAGGCCAGCGCCGCCGCCGCCGCUGCCUGGGAACUAGCCUUCUUCCCGGGACCGAGAGUGCGGCGGCGGCGGCGGCGGCGGUGGCUGUAGCCGGAAGAGUCAAGAGGAGAUAGAAGACUCGGCGGAGACCCUGUGUUGAGCAGGCUGCAUCAGCGCCCGCCCCCUUCUGCAGCCAAGGGGUUGGCGCACCACCAUGCCCUUCCAGAAGCACGUCUACUAUCCGUUUGUCAGCGGCACAGAGGGGCACGCGCCCUCCUCCACCUCGACGCUGCAUUGUCCAGCCCGCUCCACAGGGGCCGGGGUGGCCGGCAUGGCUUCUGCUGGAGCAGGGCCCUUCCCCUUCUUCCAGUUCCGGCCUCGGCUCGAGAGCGUGGACUGGAGGCGGCUCAGCGCGAUCGACGUGGACAAGGUCGCGGGCGAACUGGACUUCCUCACCCUGCAGGAGAACAUCAUGAACAUCACCUUCUGCAAGCUGGAGGAUGAGAAAUGCCAUCACUGCCAAACCGGCGUGGACCCGGUGCUGUUGAAGCUCAUCCGCUUGGCUCAAUUCACCAUCGAGUACCUGCUGCACUCGCAGGAGUUUCUCACUGCCCAGCUGCAAGCCUUGGAGGAGAGGCUGCGCCUGGCCCUGACCGACGGGGAGCAGAGCAAGAAGUUGCUGGCGAAACAGACUGCGGAGAUGAAGGUGCUGAAGGAAGAGUGCAAACGAAGGAAAAGGAUGAUCUCCACCCAGCAGAUGAUGAUUGAGGCAAAAGCCAGCUACUACCAGUGUCAUUUUUGUGAGAAGGCUUUUAUGAAUCAUGCUUUUCUGCAAAGUCAUAUUCAACGACGCCACCCUGAAGAUUCUCACUUUGAGUUUAGGAAGAAAGCACAGACUGAUAAGUUGCAGAGUGAGAUUGACAUGCUGAAGGAACAGUUACAGCUUACCAAAUCUCAAUUGGAGGCUGAGCAGCAGGCUCAUGUGAUCAGAUUUUCUAAGGAAUAUGAAAUCCAUAAAACAAAAGAGGAAGAAAUUCUAAAGUCUUUUGAUAGGUGGAAAGAGGAAGAAAAAGAGAAACUAGUUGAUGAAAUGGAGAAAGUAAAAGAGAUGUUUAUGAAGGAAUUUAAAGAAUUAACUUCCAAGAAUACAGCAUUAGAACAUCAAUUGUUAGAGAUACAGAAGUCCAAUUUGCAGAUAAAAUCCAACAUAGGUACUUUAAAAGAUGCUCACGAGUCUAAAGAAGACAGACCUCCAUAUCCACAGGAUUUCCAAAAUGUGAUGCAGCUUCUUGAUAAUCAGGAAAGUAAGUGGACUUCCAGAGUUCAAGCACUUCACCAAGAACACAAAAAAGAAAAGAGCCGGCUCCUAUCACAUAUAGAGAAACUUCGAACAUCUAUGAUAGAAGAUCUGAAUUCAAGUAAUGUCUUUUAUAAGAAAAGGAUUGAAGAACUUGGGCAGCGACUCCAAGAACAGAAUGAAUUGAUUAUUACCCAGAGGCAGCAGAUUAAAGAGUUUGCCAGCAAGCCAUCACAUACAAUCAGUGAGCAGAAUGGGAAACUUAUUUCAAGGCAGACUUCAGAAACCAAAUUACCUGUACCUGUACCUGUACCUGUACCAACUAUACAAAUGAAUGUUUCAGCAUCAAAGAAUUUGGAUUCUAAAUCAAGUCAAACAAUAGUGGUGGAACAGGCAUCCUCGUGGCACAUACUGGAACCAAUAGAAGAGCGUUCAGAGGAAGAAAAAGGUAGCAGUGGUGUCAAUCAAGGCUUGGGAACAAAAGAAAAGGAGAGUGAGAAGAAACUAACUAAUAACAAACUGCACUUGAUAAAAGCUUUGAAGAGCCAUCCUUCUCUCACUAAAGAGUUAAGAACAGUCUUAGAACAGACAUUGGUGGAGAAACUGGAAACCCUGGGAAUUAGCGCAGGUGUACGUGGUAUUCCCACUGAGCAGUUGAAUCGAGUGCUAUUUGCAAUUGAAACUGCAAGGCAAGAGAAGGGAAAGCAAGUAUCCAACAUGCAAGAAAUUAGAGACUUUCUGGAAUAUCAAGUCAGUUGCAAGAUUGAGGAAAGAACACUAGCGAGUUCAAACAGACUUGGUGUCAAUUCAUCUUUAGUUAUUUCAGAUAAACCUAGCAUGACCCUGUUGGAAAUGUCAUCUGGAGAGAUUCCUAGAGUGACAAAAUCAUCUUCAAAAACUAAGCAUCUAGUCAGACAAAAACCUGUUCCUGCUGAGCGGAUACAUAUACCAAAAACCAAGAAAAAUAUUGUAGAUCAUUUUCCUAAAAAGACUUCAAGUAUUUCGACUCCUCCCUUUAGUUCUGAGGAUGAAUUAGAUGAUGGCAUCCUGCAGUCCUUUGUGUCACCAGAAUUACUUCAUAUACCGUCUGCAGAGAGCCUCCCCACUUUUGGAAAUGAUGCUGCCAAAAGUGACACUGAUUGGACUGAAGGAAGUGAAAUUGAAGACAACGAAGUCUCUCCAAAGCCUGUAGAAGGUACCUGCAUUAAGUUGCUAACUGAAAAAGUUGAAAAGACGCCCUCAAAUCACAAAAAUGUGAAUAAUCCAGUUAGUGGAGUUAGUGUUGUUGAGGCAUUUCCCAAAAAAGAAGAAUUACAAGAAGAAUUAAAGUGUGCAGAUGUAGAUGAUGACGACUGGGACAUUUCAUCCUUGGAGGAGGAAAAGUCUUUGACAAAAAAUGCUGUCAAAAAGCCAAGUGGGACUGCACUUAUAAAGAUUGAACCCAAUACCACUCACGUUACAAGUGCCUGGGGUGCAUAUGCACCCAAAGCUCCCAAAGGGGAAGGAGUUCAAGAAGCAGAUACAAGUACAUUAAAAAGCAGCUUAGUAACUGUGACAGACUGGAGUGACUCUUCUGACAUAUAACUGCCAUCCCUUGUCCUAUGUGACUCCCAGGUGCCAAUACCUCUUUCAGUAAUCUGCCCACAUGGUUCUAACUCUCAUGCCUUAUUGUAUUUCUCACAGUAACCAGAAAGCUUAUUCAGAGAACAAAGGUAUAUUUAAUGGCAUCUAAGUAUUUAUUGAAAAACGAACUUCAAUAAGCCAACAGUAUUUUGAAGCAUAAAAGUGUUAAAAAAAAUACAUUUGCUGCUUAAAAAAAAAACAAAACUUGUCAAUGCAUAAAACAUUUUUUCUUCAGAAUGUCACUUGAGUAUUAGUGUAUUUUUUCAAAUAAUUUCUAUUUUUUCAACACCCUUUACCCCCAUAGGAUUGUUUUCGUUGUUGAAAGUAAUAACAUUUUCAUAUUGUAAUUUAAAUUCUUACAUAAUUAAAUGUCACAAUUCUGUUUGUAUUAUUUUUAAACCAAAUGACAAAAAUAAUUCAUACUUAAAACAUUUAACAUACAGUUAAUUCUCAAAUUACCAAACUAUAGCUAUAUGUGUAUAUGUUCAUAGGCCUGAGUCACUUUCAGCUGAAGAAUUGUAACCAGAACCGUCAAAUGUAUGCAGCAUUGAGACACUUUAAGCAUGUUUACGAUGAGUACAUUCAUUUUAGCAUAUCCUGAAAUACUGUUUCUGCAUCAUAGUAUCUACCUUGGAUAUUUUGUGAGUAAAAUAUAACUUUUUAAAUGGCCAAAUUAAGUUGUCUAAUAAUAUUAUUAGAAGACAGUCAUUACUAAACUCUUAUGUAUAUUUGUGGUUCUUUACUUUUUACUUUUUAUAUUUUUUAUUUUACUAAGAAGCUUGUAUUAUAAAAUACCUUACAUGAACAAAUUCAGUUGUAUUCUUACCAAGAUGACAUUGUCAGAGACCAGAUAAUUCAUAUCAAUUGUUUUUGCAUUUUUUAUAUACUAAAAAAAAGCAUUUUUAAAGAUACUUUCUGUACUUUGAAACAAAGAGGGACAUUUUGCCUAACUGUCUUUGUUGAGGUUUUGAUUUUAUUUUCUCUUUAAUUGUAAACCUCUCAGUAAAAUCCUACAUUAUA
Monodelphis domestica (gray short-tailed opossum) is the source of this 4175-nucleotide messenger RNA. RefSeq names its product DAZ interacting zinc finger protein 1 (gene DZIP1). Gene Ontology annotation, cellular component: cytoplasm; ciliary basal body. NCBI's taxonomy places the organism in Eukaryota, Metazoa, Chordata, Mammalia, Didelphimorphia, Didelphidae. The record is from RefSeq and is a predicted model, not a curated record. Gene Ontology annotation, biological process: cilium assembly.